AUAUAUCGUGAGGUGCUGCAUCAAUGGUUAAUAAAAAAUAAAAAGCCAUGGAUUAUUAAGUAAUUUAUUAGUGUGGAUAGAAGAAUGGCUGCUGACAGGACUGGACAUAAAUGUUUUUUUUUGUCUUUUUUGGUUAGCGGGAUGUAAUAUACUCAAAGAUUGAAAGCACACUUAUUUGUCUUCCCAGACAGCCACAAAACAAAGAAACACCAUGGAACUCAUUCAAAGAAAACUUGAAACACCCAAUGCGUAAAAAAAAGUAUAGCACAAAUGGCAAAGAUCGAGGGAAAAAGACAGGAUAUAAAACAUCAAACCACAGAGUCAUUGAAACAAUCUAGAAAUAUCCAUUCAUUUCAGUUCAAUUUAGCUCUGUGCCAUUCGUUGACAGCAGGCCACAGAGCCUAUCUGCCCCCAUCAAAAUUCCACAAAAUAGCAGUCAAGGAGUGACCAAUAACACAUCAUGACAUGAAGUCCAGUCCUCUAACCGUGUCGAUUAAACCUUUCCCAGGACCCAAGACUCCGGUAGCAGCGAGCGAGAGACCCGUCAACCGCAAAGAGGAUUGUAUUGACACGUGGGAUCCCGGGUGAUGUUGACACAAGCAGCAAUGGGAGCCUUGAACAUCUAAGCCCCUGCGAGACUGCCGAUUGCGGACAGGACCCUUCAAGCUCCUCAGAACAGACAGCUGGAGGGAAAGCAGGUCCAUAACAGAAAGACACAUGGGACCCCAACUUGCAGCAAUUUUUCACCACUCAUUUUUCUCCCAGACAUCCUGUACCAAUUUGGACUCGAAGUAUGAGGCAUGGAGGAGGUAUUCCUCGAUUCGUCGCAUUGGCGGAGGACACAUUUUGCUGAGAAUUUAUCUUGAGAUGCUUGAAUGUUUUCGCGCAUUUAUUUCCAAGAUUAAAAAAAAUAAUUUAGAAUGCUGUUUUACACUUUGCCUAUGCUCACUAUGAAGUGCUGAAAAAAUACCAUGAAUCCUCCCCGACACAUCCCAGAAGCAGGGCCAUGAAUCCGAAAGCUGCGGUGCGCGCGCAGAAGGUCGUGCAGCCGCCGGCUCCCGCGCGCCCGUCUGUCGCCCACACCUGACAUCGGGAGCCCGUGCGCGUGCCCCGUCCCGGUGCGCGCCUCCCCGUUCCCGAGGCGUCUCGCUGCAAAGGUAGUGCAGGCACAGAGGUGCAAGUGUUGGUGCGGCUCUGAACAGGGAGCAGUGCAGAGGGAUUAUAAUGCACUGAGCGCAUCAGGGACCAGAUGUCUUUAAGUCUUGCAGAGGUUAACCGGCGCAACACUGAGAGGAGAGGGGGGAGAGCAGGAGUGUUGGACGUAUAGCCAAGCAGAGAGUGACCGUGAUUCCAGUGACUGAGCUCUUUAAGUACCGAUAACUCGGAAGUACCUAUUAGUUCAGUGACAGCGAACAGCAACCAGAGCUUCUGUACCGUGUCCGCCGAGCCAGCAUCCCACCAGCUCGGCUUUAACUGUACAAUGAAUUUGUGCAUAAUACGGAUUUUAGUGGUUUGUUUGCAGUCUAAUUUAUUUAGUGGGGCGGUGCUGGAUGAAGACGCACGAGCAGGGUGUAGAACAGCAGUGAAUGAUUUAGUUUUCAUCAUGGAUGGCUCCUGGAGUGUAGGAUCGGAUGAUUUUGAAACAGCAAAGAUGUGGCUAAUUAAUGUUACAAGUGGAUUUAAUAUCGGACCUGAAUAUACACAAGUGGCUGUUAUCCAGUACAGUGAUACUCCACGUCUGGAAAUUUCUUUUGACCAGUUCCAGUCAAGUAAACAGCUGAUUGCUGGAAUAGAAAGAAUUGAAUAUCUUGGUGGAAAUACUCAAACAGGCCGUGCUAUUAAAUUUGCAACUGAGUCUGUUUUUCCUUCUUCACAAAGGACCAUGGUGGCCAAAAAUAAAAUUGCUAUCGUUGUCACAGAUGGAAAAUCUCAGGACGAUGUCAUGGAUGCCUCUGUUGAAGCACGUGUAAAGAAAGUAAUUCUAUUUGCCGUCGGAGUUGGGUCAGAAAUAACAGAAUCUGAACUUAAAACAAUUGCCAACAAACCCUCUACAACCUACGUUAUGUUUGCAGAAGAUUAUAGCACCAUAGAGAGAAUUAACGAGGCUAUGAGGCAGAAGAUUUGUGAAGAAUCUGUGUGUCCCACUAGAAUCCCAGUAGCUGCACGUGAUGAGAAGGGCUUCGAACUAAUGUUGGGCUUUAAAAUACCUCAAAAAGCUCAGGAAGUGGUUGGAUCAUUGACAACCCGAGCGGGUUUCCUAUUAUCUCCUGAAAUUGAUGUGACUGAAAACACCAGAGAGAUAUUUCCAGAAGGUCUACCUCCGUCUUAUGUAUUUGUUGCCACACUGCGGUUAAAAAGUCCAACCAACAAGAUGAAAUUUGACUUGUGGAGAAUCCUGUCCAAAGAAGGAAUUAUGCAAGCAGCUGUCACGCUUGAUGGAGAACAACAGACUGUGUUUUUCACGACGACCAGUCUGAUCGAGGAGAUUCAGACCGUGGUGUUCAAUGAUAAAAGACUAAAGGAAUUGUUCGAUGAAGAGUGGCAUCAAUUAAAGCUACUGAUCCUAGAAAUGAAGGUCACUUGUUUCUUAGAUGGCAUGGAAAUUCAGAACCAAAAUCUUGAGCAAGUUAUUCCUAUAUACAUAAAUGGAAAGACCCAGGUGGCUAAACUUGUGAAAAGAGACACAUCUGUGCCCAUAGAAAUACAGAAGCUUAGACUCUACUGUGACCCAGAGCAAAGUGAUCGGGAGACAGCAUGUGAGAUCCCUUCUGUGUGUCCACCUGAGAGAACGGCUCCCAAGACAGUUUGUGAGUGUCCAGCAGGUCCACCUGGUAUUCCUGGUCAACAAGGACUGAAAGGUGAAAAGGGAGAACGUGGCAAGCCAGGAAAAUCAGGAACCAAUGGUAUGCCUGGACUACUUGGCAAACAAGGUAUUCCAGGCUUACCCGGACCCCCAGGCAUACAGGGUAAACCUGGUUUGCCUGGACCCCAAGGGGAACCUGGACCAAGAGGAUACAAAGGUGAAAAAGGACAACAGGGUGUACCAGGAGCACAAGGGCCUUCAGGCACAAAGGGAGCUGAAGGAGCAAUGGGAAAAGAUGGAUUACCAGGAAUUCCUGGAGAAAAGGGUAGCAGUGGUGAAAAAGGAAAUCCUGGUGCUCCUGGGCAACGUGGUCUUACAGGAGGGCCUGGCGUUCCAGGAAUAAAUGGACAUCCAGGACCUCCUGGUUUAAAGGGGGAUCAUGGUAACCCGGGUUUGCCAGGAAGAGAUGGACGCCAUGGACCAAUGGGUUUUCGAGGUCUUCCUGGGGCCCGAGGACCACAAGGACCUAAGGGACUGAAAGGUCUGAUUGGCCAAAAGGGAGCUGAAGGGAAUCCUGGGAUACCGGGUAAGCAAGGAUAUCCAGGAUUACCUGGGCAUGAUGGACAUCCGGGGUCUAAGGGGGAUGUUGGUGAAUGGGGUCUUCCAGGACUCCCGGGACGUCCAGGUUCACCUGGUCUAAGAGGAGAGCCUGGAAUACCAGGCCAGUCUGGAUCUAUUGGAAUUCCUGGAACAAAGGGAAACAAGGGGGAAGCAGGAAGUCCUGGGAAGAAAGGCAGCCAGGCUGAGAGAGGUAGAGAAGGGCCGCCCGGAUCCCCAGGUCUGCAGGGACUUACUGGUGCCAAAGGAGAAAAGGGAGAGAAAGGGAACACGGGACCAUCUGGUGACAGGGGGAUCAAGGGCAGGAAUGGUGAUCCCGGCAUAAUGGGCCCUGUAGGACCUCGUGGACCGUCAGGGCAUAAUGGCCCAUCUGGACCGCCUGGUAUCCCUGGACUUCCUGGGAAACCUGCAACGCCUAUCACAGACGAGCAUGUGAUGAAAUUAUGCAACAACAUACUUCGCACUCAAUUGCCAUCACUACUUCAAAGCAUGAGACCAAGUUGCCAGUGUGAAGGAAUCCAAGGAGCUCCUGGGCAACCUGGUGCUCCGGGGCAGCCAGGACAGAGGGGGUUACCCGGAUACCCAGGCCGAACAGCCAAGCGAGGAUACAGAGGGCUCCCUGGUAUGCCUGGACUACCAGGAAUGAAAGGCGAGCAGGGGAUAAAAGGAGACAAAGGUAUGAAGGGUGAAGAGCACCUAGGGUUACCAGGUCCACCUGGACAAGCAGGGCUUCCCGGACUACCAGGUUCUCCUGGUCACGGAUUUCCAGGGGUGGAUGGGGAACCAGGGAGAAAUGGAGCACCAGGACAUCCAGGGAAGCGUGGUCCACCAGGAAUGCCGGGCAUCUGCGAUAUAUCCAGCUGCUACAAUUCCUAUGACAGUAACCAAAAUCCAUACAUCAAAGGACCCAACUUCUGAGGGUGGGGAAUGGUUUGGUGUCUGUGAGCUGAAUCCCAAAGUGUCAUCUCAUGUGCUGCCAAAGAGGAGGAACCUGUCUCAGGAAACAAAACAGCCAUCACAAUACCAACCAGCCAGUUAUUAGAGGUUCCAUCUUUCAUCUUGGUUUGCUACUGAUUUCAGAAUAUUUCAAUAUAAACAUUUUAAACACAUGGCGUGCUGUGCAUGUAUGUUUAUCUUCCAGCAUUUUUAAAAAUAAAUUUUGAUAACAGCUUUAUUAUUAUCUGUGUACAUAAUUUUUGCAGAUUUAAAUAAAUUGUCUACAAUGUGCAGAUGUUCAGGGGUUAACUUUGAUCUUGGCAUGUUGAGCCUAAUGGUUCACCACAGCAGAACUCACUGAUUAUCAUCUUAUUAAAACCAAUGGGCAACUGAUCCUGUAAUAAAUGAGUUAUGAUACUGAAUGUACCCAUUCUAGAGUCCCAAACUUAAAUCUCAUCACUUUGAAGUACAAUGAAUUCUGAUUAAUUGGGCCAUCAGUUAAUCAGGGCAGUGGUUAUUUGGGACAACUCUUAAAGAGCAAAAACAAAUGGAGAAAAUUGCUGGGAUUCCCUUCAUUUAUUUGGGACACUAUGUUGAUUAAUUGGAUAGGAGUCUUGCUGAACUGGUUCUAAGUAGCGUCAAUGUGUGGCUGUUAGACGCUAUACCAUGCUUAGAGCAAACGUGUAAAUGGUGUCAGUUGCCUGUGUUUGUGUUCGAAAGAGCAUUGAUCUUUAUCACUGAUAGUUGGUGGGAAAUGAGCAGUAAGACAACUUAGAACAGUUUUGCCCACUGCCGUUUCAAGUAUUGAGGCUUGGGGAUGCCAGAAAUGGCCAGGAGUGAAAAUGCAGUAAUUUCACCACUUCAACAGUUUAGAAAGAAUGAAGAAUUUUAAAGCAUUGACAAUCAUCUUGAAUGUUACCUUUAGUCCCACUGGGCUCUCAACUCUCACCCUGUGGGUUCAAGUAGUGGCCACAUCCCAAUAUACCGCUCCAACAGGUGGGCUAAACCAGGUCUCAUAAUCAGUGAGAUAUGGACGUGCCUGCCCUAGCAUGCGAAGUCAGCUCUAGCGGACUGGGCAGAUGAGAUUUAGAGUGAGGUUCAGCAGCCAGGAAGGCAGUUCUGCAACAUUACUUGGAGAGUGAAGGGCAUGAUCAUCCACAGGGAAGACCCAGCUGCAAUGACUACUUGUCCCACUGGACCUGGAUCUCCAAGGUCAAGAGAGUGGAACUGCCCCAGUGCAACAGCUUUUCCACUUUAAAAAUGCCUGCACAGGUUUUCUGUGAUUGUCGGACACAACGGACAACCACCAGUAGUUUUGGUGGAGUUCUAAUAUGUUCUGUAUUUUGUGUAAAUAAAUAAUUUGUUGCUCAGUUAAA
This is a messenger RNA of Hypanus sabinus (Atlantic stingray), 5733 nucleotides long. Its product is annotated as collagen alpha-1(XXI) chain-like. The transcript has 29 exons. The record is from RefSeq and is a predicted model, not a curated record. Bases 1481 to 4339 code for a protein of 952 amino acids. Lineage: Eukaryota; Metazoa; Chordata; Chondrichthyes; Myliobatiformes; Dasyatidae.